Penicillium psychrosexuale is the source of this 3609-nucleotide messenger RNA. RefSeq lists its product as uncharacterized. Gene Ontology annotation, cellular component: plasma membrane of growing cell tip. Gene Ontology annotation, biological process: positive regulation of establishment of bipolar cell polarity regulating cell shape. The coding region runs from base 1 to 3609 and encodes 1202 amino acids. The record is from RefSeq and is a predicted model, not a curated record. Lineage: Eukaryota; Fungi; Ascomycota; Eurotiomycetes; Eurotiales; Aspergillaceae. The transcript is spliced from 3 exons. Gene Ontology annotation, molecular function: protein binding.
AUGAGGAUCUCUUCAUUGUUUGGGCCCGCGACGGCCGGCUGGCCUUCGCUCCUCGCGCUUUUACCGACUCUCAACGCCCUGUCAUUCGAGUCAGUCUCCAUCCCGGAACUGGACCUCAGCUCGCUGGGACGGGUAUCAAUCACUGGUGAUUUCGAUGGCGUUUCCCUCUAUCAAUAUAAGGAACAGACCGAAUCGAUUCCCGAUGGCACCCAAGGCCUUCUGACCCCACUACCGAACGGCAUUCUCACGAAUCUCUCGUCCACCAAUGCGCAUAUCAUGGCAAUGUGCCCCUUUACCAAAAAGGAUGGAUCUUUCGCAGGUAUAUUUGUUGGGGGUAACUUCACCAGCCUAGGCGGAGUAGAUUCGCCCGGUGCUGCUCUCUUCGACCCGAAUACCAGCAAAGUUACUGCCUUGCCGGGCCUUUCGGGCUCGGUAGCAGCCGUGACUUGCGAUCAGAACACUAACCGCGUCUACAUUGGAGGAAAAUUCACCCACGACAACACGACUAACGCCAUCGCGUGGGCGCCCGACGAUGGCUGGACCAAUCUCCCGUUCAAUGGCCUGAAUGGCCCUGUCAGCUCGAUUUUGAAAGCUGACAACGGCCAUAUCAUCUUUGGAGGAUCAUUCGAUGCCCUGGGAAACAGCACCAGCAACAGCACUCGCAACAGCACCAGCUCCUCAAACGAAAGACAAAUCCUCAACCUUCAAAAUGCGACCGUCACAUCCGAUGCAGACUCUUCCUUGGACGGCUACUCCGAUCCUCGUAACAUCAUUUGCUCGACAACCGGUGUGGCGGCUAAAGGCAAGACCUAUCUUCUACACGACUAUGCGCCGGGAUUUUGGAGAGCAGACCUCGGGUUCGACUUUUUUCCGACUAAAAUUCGCCUGUACAACACUCACUUAGAUGGACGCGGCACCAAGGACUUUUUACUUCGAGCGCUCCCCGACACUGGUAUCAUGAAUCUGACUUACACCGAUGACAGCACGAAUGAAACAUACCGUGAAUUUACCAUGGUUAAUCCCGUUGGUAUGCGAGGAUUCCAGAUUGAGGUGCUUAGUUGGUACGGACAAGGAGCUGGCCUGAACGGCAUUGAGGUCUUCCAGGAUCAAAUCCUCACAUACGCUGUCGAUCAAUACAAUGAACCAACAUGCUCAGGCAUUGAAUACCCCGCCAAGUCAACGCGCACCGGCUCUUGGACUGUCGAGUCUGGGUAUGUGUCUGCGAAGGUGACCAACUCUAAUGCCUCGACCACAUCCGUCACAUUUGAGCCUGACGUGAAAGAGUCUGGCAACUAUACCAUCAAGCUAUAUACUCCCGGCUGUACCCAGGACAACUCUUGCAGCUCACGGGGUAUUGUUAAUGUCACGGCUACACUCACGAAUGGAUCUGACUCGGGCCAGCCCGAUCCGUCAUAUUUCUACCAGACCAACCUAUACGACAAGUAUGACACAUUCUACACUGGGUAUGUUGACGCCAACAGUGACUCCUUCCGACCAAAGGUUACCGUGCGGGCCAAGGACGGCCAAGGAGAUAUCACCAUUGUGGCGUCUCGUGUCCGUUUUGAACUACUUUCCAGCAAUAAGAGCACUAAGAGCACUAAGAGCACUGGGGGUCUCAAUGGAUUAUACGAUUAUGAUCCGACCUCAAACACUACUGAAACCUCAAAUCUUACAAAGUCCGACAUUAACAAGGCGGGGACUUCACUUGACCACAACGCAACCAUCUCAAUAAUGAAGGAGCAUGAUGAUGUGAUCUAUGUCGCUGGUAACUUCUCUGACAGCAAGAUCCACCACGUCAUGUCGAUCACGGAUGGCAAUGUCACAGCAAUGCCCGGCUCUGGGUUGAACUCUCCAGUACUAGCAAUGGCCACCCUUGACAAUUUCCUGUAUGUUGGAGGUCGCUUCACCGAUACCUCAGACGCAGGUUCAACGGGCCUUCAACACGUUGCGGCAUACUCAUACUCUUCCAAAGAAUGGUCGGCCCUGGGAGCAGGGCUGAACGGUCCUGUCAAUUCGAUUUGGCCUGUUGGAUUGAAUGCAUCAACUGCUAUCAAUGAAACCAUCCUUGCUGUGAGCGGCGACUUUGACCAGAUCAUUGCUUUCAACGGGAAUCCCGCGGUAUCUGUUGCUGGGUUCGCCAUAUGGGUCCCCUCCCGCAAGGACUGGCUCCAGAACCUUAAUGUUACACAGAUGCAGUUCGGUGGUCAACUCUCAAGUGUCGCUUCGCACAACAAUACGCUCAUCUUGGCAGGUGACCUUGCCACCAAUGGUAUCAUCGCUGGUGGUGCGGUGUCACUGCUAAAUCCUGAUGAUUUGCAACUGAUUCCUCUGUCGAUGAAGAUCAACCACAAAAAUUCAAGCACGGGUCUGAUCACCGGUGCUUAUGAUACCAGUUCGAACCGCAAUCUCACUAUCUACGGUGGGCAUUUCGCUGCCGCUGGCAGCAAUGGAUCAACCAUUGAAAAUAUUGCCAUCCUCAACGGCACCGAUGAGAAGAUCUCAGGUCUGCCGCAAGGCGUCGACAGUAACUCAACGUUUGUUUCAAUGCUUGUGUACAACGACACCCUCUAUGCAGGUGGAAAUGUUACCGGAAACAUCGGUCGCACCAGUCUGCGGGGUCUUGUGGUUUACGACCUGGAAAAGAACGAGUUCGCACAGACUCAGCCGGCUUUCUCGGGCUGGAAUGUCUCAGUCAAUGCUGUCGUCAAUCGACCGGAUUCAUCUGAAGUCUACUUUGGAGGAAACUUCGAAGGUGUAGGGCAGUUCCCAUGUAAUUCUGUCUGCUACGUGGAUGCCACCACCGGUGAAUGGGAUCAACCUGGCUCGUCCCUAAGCGGCUCCGUGAUUGACCUUCACUGGGCCAGUCAAAAGACGCUGAUGGCUGUGGGCGACCUUCAGGUCGGUGGCAACAAGACCUCGAUUGCUCUCUACAACGCGAAAUCCGAAACAUGGACCUCUUUCUCUGGAGCAUCCGAGUCAGAUUUGCCCGGAAAUGUCACUACGUUUACAGCUGCUAGCUCGGAUUUGUCAAAAUUCUGGAUCGGAGGUACUGCGGCCAAUGGCUCGGCCUUCUUCUUGAGCUACGAUGGUUCCGAGUUCCUAUCCCCCGGUAAUCUUUUCUCCGAGGGCACGGUCAUUCGUGGUUUAGAGAUUCUCCCUGUCAGCCACGACCAUUCUGCGGCUGCUCUGUUGAAUAACGAUCAGACGUUGUUGAUCAUGGGUUCGCUUGUGAUCCCGAACUUCGGACAUGCAUCAGCGGCGCUCUACAACGGAACCGAUAUCACUCCAUUUAUCCUUUCCCAGCAGGCUGAUGGCCGACCGGGCAGCAUGUCGAAGUUCUUAUCCGAGAACAAAAACCCUUACACCACCACCACAAAACAUCACUCCAAUGGCAUCGCAGUCUUGGUGGCUUUCUGCUGUGCUCUGGGCUGCGUCUUCCUCAUCGUACUAGCCGGUGUCAUCCUUAAUAAGGUACAGCGCCGCCGCCAGGGCUACGCAGCUGCCCCUCAAACCUUCGGCACCGAUCGACCAUCCGACAUGCAGCGCCUGCCGCCCGAGUAUCUCUUCAACUCGCUGCACCAUCCCAACCCUGGUGCCCCGGUCCUUUAA